AUGUCUUCCAAUCUGCUUAAUCGUGAUUUUACAUUCAUCAUUCCCAAGUUCCAUCUUCCGGCGCAUCAAGAAUCGUGCCACAUCGCCUACUCUUUCAACCUUCUGCCGUGGGUCGCUCGGACAGAUGGCGAAGGUGUUGAGUGGGAACAUGCCACACACAACCCGUAUGCUUCCAGCACGAAGGAGAUGGGACCGGGUUCUUGCCAUGACGUCUUGGAUGAUGCAUUUGGAGACAGUAACUGGCGCAAAGUGAGCAACCUUGCAUCUACAUUCUUAGCGAAGGUCAAGAUCGCGGUUCAAGAGCGCUGUGAACACGUCUCCGCCUUUCAGGACUUCGAUGCCGUUAUGACUGCAGAAUCCUCGGCAGAAGGAUGGAAGGAGAUGGUUGAAGCUUGGGAGAAUGAUUCAACCUCUCCAAAUCUGUUCGUCAUCACUCGGCCUACUGUCACUCUGGCUGGUGUUCGCCUUCAGCUGGCUGAGGAAGAAGCUACAAAUUUGAGCGAAGGACGACACAUCGCCGUGCAUGAACAGGUCUCGGCGAGCAUGAUGAUCAACAACGGCCUUGAUCUCGAAGAACAGCAACGACGUCUUCAGGUCGAUGCUGCGGCCCUAGGUCAACACGCAACUGAGCUCCAGCGAGCUAAGAUCCAGGAGAGAUGCAAUGUGCUGCAGUGGAAGAUUGAGGCUUGGUACGGCAUUCAGCGGUUGUAUAUGCCAGGUGUCGAUGUGCUGCGUGCGUGGGCAGCCGCUUCCCAAGAGACACCCUUUCCUGUGCAAGAGAUGCAACUGCUUCUGCCAAGUGCUGUUCAAGGUAUGAUGGCUUGUAGUCCUGCUCUGAUGGAAGUCGAAUGGCGACUGCACUACACACUGGCAAAUGACAUCCUCAGCGACCUUUGCCGACAUCUGCGGCUUCGCUCCCACAUGUACAUUUACAAGGACCGCUUCGUGCGUGGACAGUGA
Molecule: messenger RNA, 960 nt
Organism: Sparassis crispa
Lineage: Eukaryota; Fungi; Basidiomycota; Agaricomycetes; Polyporales; Sparassidaceae
Exons: 4
Coding region: 1-960 (319 amino acids)
Source: RefSeq, a predicted model, not a curated record